Psilocybe cubensis is the source of this 1959-nucleotide messenger RNA. RefSeq lists its product as uncharacterized. Gene Ontology annotation, cellular component: cytoplasm; mitochondrion. The record is from RefSeq and is a predicted model, not a curated record. Gene Ontology annotation, biological process: mitochondrial glycyl-tRNA aminoacylation. The coding region runs from base 1 to 1959 and encodes 652 amino acids. Gene Ontology annotation, molecular function: glycine-tRNA ligase activity; ATP binding. NCBI's taxonomy places the organism in Eukaryota, Fungi, Basidiomycota, Agaricomycetes, Agaricales, Agrocybaceae. The transcript is spliced from 10 exons.
AUGACCACCUCAGUCAACAAAACGGUACACCCCUUCGAUAAGGGUCGGCUUGAAGCCUUACUGAACCGUAGAUUCUUCUAUGCUCCCGCUUUUGAGAUCUACGGAGGUGUUGCUGGUCUAUACGACUAUGGUCCCCCCGGCUCUUCUCUUCAGGCAAACAUCAUCGCGGAAUGGAGGAAACAUUUCAUUAUCGAAGAACAUAUGUUGGAAUUGGAUACCACAAUUAUGACCCCUGCCCCCGUUUUCGAAACCUCCGGCCACGUAGCUAGAUUCGCGGAUUGGAUGGUCAAGGACACAAAAACUGGCGAUGUUCUCCGCGCCGAUCAUCUUGUCAAAAACGUGCUCGAAGCUCGCUUAGCUGGUGACAAGGAAGCGCGUGGCCAGGCUGCUGCUCCCCCCACGGACGACAAGAAGAAGAAAAAGAAGGCUGCAAAGGGUGCUGCGGUCAAGCUAGCUGAUGAAGUUGCGGCAGAGUAUGAGACUAUUCUCGCUCAGCUCGAUAACUACUCUGGUGCCGAUCUCGGUGAACUCUGCAGAAAACACGACCUGCGAAAUCCAGACACGGACAAUGAAGUCGGAGAGCCUCAGCUGUUCAACCUUAUGUUCGCGAGCAGCAUUGGACCCACUGGCCAACAUCCCGGUUACCUUCGCCCUGAGACCGCUCAGGGGCAUUUCCUCAACUUCUCGCGCCUGCUGGAAUUCAACAACGGCCGUGUACCCUUUGCCUCUGCCCAGAUUGGACGCUCGUUCCGAAAUGAAAUCUCACCACGCGCAGGUCUGCUCCGUGUCCGCGAGUUCACGAUGGCGGAGAUCGAGCAUUACGUGGACCCUGACGAUAAGAAGCACGAGCGAUUUGGUGAAGUGCGCGACGUUAAGCUUGUCCUGCUGGAUCGACACAUCCAGGAAUCGGGCAAGAACACUACCACUGAGAUGACUGUCGGAGAGGCUGUCGAUAAGGGUAUCAUCGCAAAUGAAACCCUCGGCUACUUUGUUGCUAGAAUCCACCAGUUCCUCGUCAAGAUCGGCAUCAAUCCACAGAGGCUUCGGUUUAGGCAGCACAUGGCAAACGAGAUGGCCCAUUACGCGACUGACUGCUGGGACGCGGAAAUCCACAACUCUACUGGCUGGACCGAAUGUGUGGGUUGCGCCGAUCGUGCUGCCUACGAUUUGACUGUCCACAGCAACAAAACUGGCCAUCCUUUGGUUGUCCGUCAAGCUUUGAAGGAGCCAAUUGUUACUGAGAAGGAGGUGCCCGAGUGGAAUAAGAAGGCGCUUGGGAAGACAUACAAACAGGACGCUGGCGUCAUUCAGAAGAUUGUAGACUCAAUGGAUCAGGAGGGGCUGGUCAAAUUGAAAGGGCAGCUCGCUCAAGGAAAAGCCGUUAUCACAUCCUCGGAAGGAAAGGAGUUUGAAGUUACUCCUGAGGUGCUCACCAUCGAGUUGAAGACACUAAAACAGUCAAUACGCGAAUUUACCCCUAAUGUUAUUGAACCUUCCUUUGGUCUGGGUCGCAUUCUGUAUACUUUACUCGAGCAUAGUUUCUGGAGCAGAGAGAAAGACGUUGAACGUGGUGUACUGUCACUCCCGCCCGUAGUUGCGCCCACCAAGGUUCUCAUCGUGCCCUUGAGUGCCCGAGAGGAGUUUGACCCGUUGGUCAAGGAAGUUUCUUCGAAACUGCGCAAGGCAGGUGUAUUUUCGCGCGUUGAUGACUCGAAUACAUCCAUCGGUAAACGAUAUGCCCGCAAUGAUGAGCUCGGUACGCCGUUUGGGGUCACGCUGGACUUUGCUUCCGUGCAAAACAGAACAAUGACACUGCGCGAGCGAGAUACGAUGGACCAGAGAAUAGGAUCCAUCGACGAAGUCAUUGCGGUUGUCACGGACCUCGUCUUUGGGAAUAUUACAUGGGAGGAGGCCUGUACACGUCUGCCGGCGUAUGAUGGUGUCCAAGCCAUCGAGUAG